GUAGGAUUUAUCAAGCUAAUUACUGAUUCCACGCUUUCCCACGGUUCUCUUUGUCAGACACUCUCAACAACCUCGGAAGUUGUAAUCCUUGCCGCGGGGACCAAACACUUGGGUUUCUUGUUCUACCUACCUUAACUUUCACUCUAGUGCAACAUCCAAACCUUAUACGUUACCUACGUAGAUACUUCCUUUACAAUCUAAUCUUAAUUGUUACCUCUUGUCUUUGUCUAUUGCUUCUCGGAACUUCCGGUCUUCGAAAUGGUGGUUAAGUCCUUCCACGCGCCCCUGUCGAUACCAAAUAUUGACUUAUGGCAACUUAUAUUCGAGAGGAAGGAUAGACCCUUUGCAGAUGAUAAAGAAAUAUACAUCGACCCCGACACGAAACGCACAUAUACCUGGGCUCAAGUGAAAAAUACGGCACUCGAGUUUGGCAAGGGGUUGAAAUCACAAUGGGGUUUUAAGAAGGGCGAUUCUCUUGGCUUCUUCUCUCCUAACAGCAUCGACUAUGCGCCGGUAUUCUUCGGUGUACUCUGGGCUGGCGGCUCAUGCUCGACCGCUAACCCAAACUACACAACCAAGGAGUUAGCAUUUCAGAUGAAGGACUCUAAGGUAGCGGGGAUAGUUACGCAAGUACCUAUGUUACCUGCGGUACUUGAAGCUGCGAAGAUCAUCGGCCUACCAGAGGACCGUAUUAUUCUGCUCGGAGAUGAGAGAGACUCUACUGGCAAAUUCAAGCACUUUACCGAGAUUCGCUACUCGAGUAUCUUGGGAAUACCCACGCUCCGCCCAAGACUCGACCCCAAGAAGGACGUUUCCUUCCUCGUAUACAGCUCCGGAACCACCGGCCUACCUAAGGGUGUCAUGUUAACGCAUUCCAACAUUGUUUCCAACCUCAUCCAGAUUGAACAUGUCGAAAGACUUAAUGGGCUUUAUCAUUCGGGCGGGCCGGACGGAAAGGGUGACAGGCAAAUAGCAGUACUCCCAUUUUUCCACAUAUACGGACUCACCUGCAUCGCCCUCCAAGGAAUAUAUAUGGGAAUCCAAGCCGUCGUGCUCCCCAAGUUCGACCUCGACAAGUUCUGCGGGGCGAUUCAGGAAUUCGGUGUAACAUACGCCUCGGUCCCACCACCCGUGGUCCUUGCGCUGGCCAAACAUCCCGCCGUCGCGAAGUACGAUCUAUCCUCUAUAAAAUGGAUGAAUUCGGGCGCUGCGCCUCUGGGACGCGAUCUCGUCGAGAUGGUAUGGAAGCGCCUGACCAUUCCUGUGAUGCAGGGAUACGGGCUCUCGGAAACGGCGCCCGUCCUCACCAAGGCAAACAUUGCUGACUGGGCCCGGCAUAAUGGAUCUUGCGGUAAACUCCUCCCCAACAUCGAGGCUAAAAUCGUCGACAUCGAGACGGGCCAAGAGCGUGGACCAGGCGAGGGCGAGGGAGAGCUUUGGUUCCGCGGACCCAACGUGUUCCCCGGUUACCUCAACCGCCCCGAGUUGCAGUCGAACACCUUCAGCGAGGACGGCUUCUUCAAGACGGGCGAUAUUGGAUACGCUGAUGUCAAGGGUAAUUUCUACAUCACAGAUCGGUUGAAGGAGUUGAUCAAGUAUAAGGGUUUCCAAGUCGCACCCGCCGAGCUAGAGGGCAUCCUUUUAGGCCACAGCGAAAUCGCGGACGCCUGCGUAGUCCCCGCACACGACCACGAGCGUGAAACCGAGGUUCCGCGGGCGUACCUAGUACUACGCCCUGGCAUCACGCGUUCCGACGACAAAGCCGUCGAGAUCAUAGCCUGGGUCGAGGGCAAAGUGGCCCAACACAAGCGCCUGCGAGGCGGCGUACGGUUCGUCGACGAAGUACCCAAGAACGCCAGCGGCAAGCUACUGCGUCGGAUCUUGAAAGAGGAAGCUAGGAAAGAGGACGAGCGUGCCAAGGGACCUAAGUUAUGAUUAUAAUAUAUAAGGAAGAUUGGUUAGGAUGAGACGGCAUAAAGAUCGAGCUUGGUAAUAGCUUUCUGUCUAUCUUCUAGAAUCCCCAAGUGUAUAUAGAGUUUGUACAUACAGAUAUAAUUGUACAGCCGAGAGU
Messenger RNA from Annulohypoxylon maeteangense, 2071 nucleotides. RefSeq names its product acetyl-CoA synthetase-like protein. Bases 259 to 1935 code for a protein of 558 amino acids. Lineage: Eukaryota; Fungi; Ascomycota; Sordariomycetes; Xylariales; Hypoxylaceae. The record is from RefSeq and is a predicted model, not a curated record. Gene Ontology annotation, molecular function: CoA-ligase activity. The transcript has 4 exons. Gene Ontology annotation, biological process: secondary metabolic process.